GCAGCAUCAUUUGUGGACGUCUGUACCCGGCCGAAUCCUCGACAGCUCCCACAAACAGCAAGCCACGAUGGCUCGCGCCUACGCGGGGCAGGGUAAUCCCUAUGGCCCCGUGUACAUGCUGUCGGGUCUGCUGACGAUUGGCUGCGCCAUCGCCAUACUGGUUAUCGUCAACUCCUACCUCUGGUACACCACUUACUACUAUGGAGGCUACAUAUCUUACUGGACCAACACCUGCUACGUGCCAUCUCUCCCUCGCAGCGUUGCUUGCCGCAAGAUGCAAACGCCAGACAGCCAGGACAGUGUCAACAUCUGCUACUAUUCCUGGGCCGCCGCCGGCGUGGGCCUCUUCUUCUCCCUCUGGCUCUUCUUCAUGCAGCUGUGCUCGGGUCGCAGCCGCCACAUCCCCGUGUGUGAGGUCAUGGUCUGCCUGCUGGCCACGCUGUGGUGGAUCGGCUGCGCCGUCACAGGCAUGGUAUACGGCCAGAACGCCGACGACUACGGCAACACAAACGACUCAGCGUACGCGCAGGUGCUCAAGGACAAGCAGGGCUGGCGCACAUCCGUGUGGGCGCUGGCCUGGGCCCAGAUGGGCAUCUUUGCCCUCUGCUUCCUCAUGUCCCUCAAGGACUGCGCCUCCAUGCGCGGCAAGCCGCCGCCCAGCCAGCCCGCGCCGCCGCAGGGCGCGUACCCCACUGGGGCCUACGCCCAGCCCCAGUACCAGGCCCCCGCCGGCGCCUACCAGCAGCCGCCGCCGUCCUACUACGGCGCGCCGCCCGGCGCGUACGCUGCGCCCCCGCCGGGCGCCUACCCGCCCCCCAGCGGCUACCCGCCCGCCCCCGGCUACCCGCCCGCCGGGCAGCCCGCCUCGCCCUUCUCCAGCACCUAGGAAGGUGGCGGCGCGGAGCGCAGGCGGCCCCAGCUGCGCCUCCAGUAGCCAAAGUAUUGGUCUGCUGUACGGGGAGGGGUCCCUGCCGCCCCGCCGGCUCCUCCAGGCAGGCAGAGCUGCAGCAGGCCAGCUGCCAACUCCCUGAGAUCCACCCUCUCGAGUUUGACUGGUUGACCCCUCUCCAAUCACGGUGCUGACUAUUCGUAGUGCAUGGGUGGGUGCCUAUGCCUCUCUUUCGCUGCCAUGCGCUCUUUUGGGCCGGGCUGCCGGGGCAGCCCUCCAUGUUUGUUUACUUUGUUUGAGGUUUUGUAAUGCGCUUGGCACAUCAUGUGCAUGGUGCGUCGCCCCGUUAGAGCCAAGCUAUGGCGAGGUGGGAUGUUGGCUACAGUGGCAGCUGUGGCGUGGGGCUAGAUUCCGGCAGCGAUGUGUACAAGCAGUUGCCGAACGACCAUUGGGGCAGCAAAGGAAUGCAUAGGGUCAGGCAUGGGAAACAAUAGCGAGUUGGGAAUGUGUACGGGAAGUCUGACGGGCAUCGAGAGGCGCCACCUGCUGCCGAGCAAGGCGCAGCCGCAGCGCUGGGCAGCACAAGGCCGCCCCCCAGCUGGCCGAGCGCUCAGGUGCCCAUGCCACCGCCCAGGUUGAGCGCCCUUAGAUCCGCCUCCACCUGCGCCAGCAGCGCCGCCUUGUCCCGCUUGCGCAGCCCGCCGCUCUCCGCGAUGCACGCCGUCAGUGCCAGCACCUG
Molecule: messenger RNA, 1628 nt
Organism: Chlorella variabilis
Lineage: Eukaryota; Viridiplantae; Chlorophyta; Trebouxiophyceae; Chlorellales; Chlorellaceae
Product: expressed protein
Exons: 10
Coding region: 201-1031 (276 amino acids)
Source: RefSeq, a predicted model, not a curated record